Molecule: messenger RNA, 1620 nt
Organism: Arabidopsis thaliana (thale cress)
Lineage: Eukaryota; Viridiplantae; Streptophyta; Magnoliopsida; Brassicales; Brassicaceae
Gene: UGT78D2
Product: UDP-glucosyl transferase 78D2
Exons: 2
Coding region: 198-1580 (460 amino acids)
Molecular function (GO): UDP-glycosyltransferase activity; flavonol 3-O-glucosyltransferase activity
Source: RefSeq, marked reviewed
AUUUGAUUAAAAAAGUUGUUUACUUGUUAUAUAAAGAAAGAGAAGAGAUCGGUACCAACCACGAAACACGAGCUUUACACUUGCUCGGUGGUUCAUUUACGACCACACUCUCUCUUCUCUUUAGCCCUCUCCUCUCUAUUUAUUCUCCAACAAACUCUCUCUUCUCUUUUCAAGUCUUCUUCUUCAUUACUCGCACCAUGACCAAACCCUCCGACCCAACCAGAGACUCCCACGUGGCAGUUCUCGCUUUUCCUUUCGGCACUCAUGCAGCUCCUCUCCUCACCGUCACGCGCCGCCUCGCCUCCGCCUCUCCUUCCACCGUCUUCUCUUUCUUCAACACCGCACAAUCCAACUCUUCGUUAUUUUCCUCCGGUGACGAAGCAGAUCGUCCGGCGAACAUCAGAGUAUACGAUAUUGCCGACGGUGUUCCGGAGGGAUACGUGUUUAGCGGGAGACCACAGGAGGCGAUCGAGCUGUUUCUUCAAGCUGCGCCGGAGAAUUUCCGGAGAGAAAUCGCGAAGGCGGAGACGGAGGUUGGUACGGAAGUGAAAUGUUUGAUGACUGAUGCGUUCUUCUGGUUCGCGGCUGAUAUGGCGACGGAGAUAAAUGCGUCGUGGAUUGCGUUUUGGACCGCCGGAGCAAACUCACUCUCUGCUCAUCUCUACACAGAUCUCAUCAGAGAAACCAUCGGUGUCAAAGAAGUAGGUGAGCGUAUGGAGGAGACAAUAGGGGUUAUCUCAGGAAUGGAGAAGAUCAGAGUCAAAGAUACACCAGAAGGAGUUGUGUUUGGGAAUUUAGACUCUGUUUUCUCAAAGAUGCUUCAUCAAAUGGGUCUUGCUUUGCCUCGUGCCACUGCUGUUUUCAUCAAUUCUUUUGAAGAUUUGGAUCCUACAUUGACGAAUAACCUCAGAUCGAGAUUUAAACGAUAUCUGAACAUCGGUCCUCUCGGGUUAUUAUCUUCUACAUUGCAACAACUAGUGCAAGAUCCUCACGGUUGUUUGGCUUGGAUGGAGAAGAGAUCUUCUGGUUCUGUGGCGUACAUUAGCUUUGGUACGGUCAUGACACCGCCUCCUGGAGAGCUUGCGGCGAUAGCAGAAGGGUUGGAAUCGAGUAAAGUGCCGUUUGUUUGGUCGCUUAAGGAGAAGAGCUUGGUUCAGUUACCAAAAGGGUUUUUGGAUAGGACAAGAGAGCAAGGGAUAGUGGUUCCAUGGGCACCGCAAGUGGAACUGCUGAAACACGAAGCAACGGGUGUGUUUGUGACGCAUUGUGGAUGGAACUCGGUGUUGGAGAGUGUAUCGGGUGGUGUACCGAUGAUUUGCAGGCCAUUUUUUGGGGAUCAGAGAUUGAACGGAAGAGCGGUGGAGGUUGUGUGGGAGAUUGGAAUGACGAUUAUCAAUGGAGUCUUCACGAAAGAUGGGUUUGAGAAGUGUUUGGAUAAAGUUUUAGUUCAAGAUGAUGGUAAGAAGAUGAAAUGUAAUGCUAAGAAACUUAAAGAACUAGCUUACGAAGCUGUCUCUUCUAAAGGAAGGUCCUCUGAGAAUUUCAGAGGAUUGUUGGAUGCAGUUGUAAACAUUAUUUGAAUGUGAAAUGAUUUUGGACAAAUAAAUAACAACAGUUUCU